Xiphophorus hellerii (green swordtail) is the source of this 3131-nucleotide messenger RNA. It is a transcript of the gene opn6a, whose product is annotated as opsin 6, group member a. Gene Ontology annotation, biological process: G protein-coupled receptor signaling pathway. Gene Ontology annotation, molecular function: G protein-coupled receptor activity. The record is from RefSeq and is a predicted model, not a curated record. Gene Ontology annotation, cellular component: membrane. The coding region runs from base 883 to 2145 and encodes 420 amino acids. NCBI's taxonomy places the organism in Eukaryota, Metazoa, Chordata, Actinopteri, Cyprinodontiformes, Poeciliidae. The transcript is spliced from 7 exons.
GCCGCUCUCUCUCUCUCUCUCUCUGCGUGCUAAAGUGUACGUAAUCUUAUAGCAAAUAGGUGUUUCCCUAUUUAAUUUAUGCAGCCAAGGCGUUCCGUUCUUUGACCUAUUAGAAACUCCCUCAGCACUCAGAGAACUUGGAAACUCCCCUCAUUUAUGGCCAAGGUGUCUGGUUUUUGUCUAAGCAAAAGGGCGGACCACUUAGUGCUCAUCGCUGUCUGAUACGGAAGAUCCCUGGCGCCAAAAAGUCUCUUCCCCCAAUCGGAAUGUAAAUUUUAUUGCCUUGUGUGCCAGCGGGGGAGGAAAAGGGCCCUGCUUGUCUGAUGCCUGCUUUUCAGCUCCCACAUGCUCAGAAGAAACCUGUUCCAAAUAAGAGUAUUGAAUAUAACUGUUACACAUGUCGUAGAUUAACUGUAUUAAGCACUAAAAUUAAUCAUUUUCCUUAACACUACCAAUAACUAUGUUCUUCUCCCGAACAAACACACCUGCACCGCGGGCUAUAGGAGACAACAACGCGACAGAGCGGAGUCAGAAGAGCAGUGAAAUGCAGUGAACCCGGUCGGUCCGAGGGCAUGGCGGUGCAGAUAGAAGUCAUGGAGGAGGAGGAGGAGGAGGAGGAGGAGGAGGAGGAGGAGGAGGAAGACGUUUCAGCAAAGUAACCUGCUGCUGAUCUGAGUUCAGGUGUUUCUGAACCAGACAGGAAGCUCCACCUGAUCAUCCAGCCAAUCAGAGAUUGGUUUCCAUGGUGACCUGACCUAUGACCUCCCCGGCUGGGCGUUGGUUCUAUGCCAGCUGGGAGCUGAACCAGGAUCAGCCGCUAAAUUUACCUCAGAUUACCAGCAGAGCCGUUGCUGAGAGGACCGUCAGACCGCAGACAACAACAUGUCCCUUAGCAACACCGCCGGACCUGGACCCGGAACCGGACCCGCCUGGAAGAAUCACAGCUUUAGCACAGGGGGGGGCAGGGACCCCCCUCUAUCUGACCAGGGAGAGACUAUCAUCGGGGUCUACCUCCUGCUGCUGGGUUGGAUGUCCUGGUUUGGGAACAGCAUCGUCCUCUUUGUCCUCCUCAGACAGAGAGCGUCUCUGCAGCCCACUGACUACCUGACCUUUAACCUCGCCGUCUCCGAUGCCAGCAUCUCCGUGUUUGGCUACUCCAGAGGCAUCAUUGAGAUCUUCAACGUCUUCCAGGACAGCAGCCACCUUGUCUCCUCCGUCUGGACCUGCCAGGUGGACGGGUUCUUCACGCUGGUGUUUGGUCUCAGCAGCAUCUACACCCUGACGGUGAUCAGCUUCACCCGUUACAUUAAAGGGUGCCACUCCACCAGAGCUCAUCGCAUCACCAGGAGCUCUGUCUUCGUCUCUCUGCUCUGCAUCUGGGUCACGGCUGUGUUCUGGUCUGCAGCGCCGCUCUUAGGCUGGGGCAGCUACACAGAUCGGGGGUACGGUACUUGUGAGAUCGACUGGUCCAAAGCCAGCUACUCUGCCGUCUACCGGUCUUACAUCAUCUCCAUCUUCGUCUUCUGCUUCUUCGUGCCGGUCCUCAUCAUGCUCUUCUGCUACGUGUCCAUCAUCAACACGGUGAAGAGGGGCAACGCCCUUUCUGCCAACGGAGACCUGACCGACCGGCAGAGGAAGAUCGAGAGAGAUGUCACCAUCGUCUCCAUAGUGAUCUGCACGGCCUUCAUCCUGGCCUGGUCUCCCUAUGCAGUGGUCUCCAUGUGGUCCGCCUGCGGUUUCCAUGUACCCAACCUGACCAGCAUCUUCACUCGCCUCUUUGCCAAGUCCGCCAGCUUCUACAACCCCCUGAUCUACUUUGGCCUCAGCUCCAAGUUCCGUAAAGACGUGGCCAUCUUGCUUCCCUGCACCCAGAACGCCAAAGAUGCCGUCAGGCUGAAGCGCUUCAGACCAAAGGCAGAAGGUCACGGCCGCCGUGCUGCAGGAGGAGCCAGACUCAAAGGUCCCCUGAACCGCUCUGAAAAGAAGUACUCCCCGAUGAACCAGAGCCCUCAGGCUGCCACCCCGGGCAGUGGCAAGGAGACGCCACCGCCUGGCACCGCACCAGCUGACGCCAAGGAAGUGUUUUUCAUCAACAUGGCCGCUGCGCACGAGGCCAGCUCUGAGUUUGAGUGUGUCAGACUCUGACCAAGCCACCUGAACUCUGAUGCUGCAACUCUGUCUGACCUUAACCGACCAUGAUCCAGGAACAUUUCCAUCCUCUGGGCCUUCAAAACAGAAGAACCAGGUUGCUUUGACCUUUAACCCCAUCUAGAGAAACUCUUGUAAAAGUACCAAAUAAAUUGAAGAGGUCAGGUAAAGAUUUAUCUCUAGAGUCUCAGAUUCAGGUUCUCUGACCUUUAGACUGAGUUUUAUUGAGAAGCUUUUGAUAAUCAAAUGAUGAUUCGAUUCCCUGCUGAGGGAAGUGACCAGCUGCACUUAAAGGGCCGGUAUCGUGUAAAAUUGUACCUUUCCAGCAUGUUAGAAUCAAACCUGGAGUGUUCCCUUGAUUCGUUCAUGUUUGAGAAAUCCCUUCCUUCAGCUGUGCAAAACACCAAGGUGGACCUAGCUCCGCCUUCAAGGCGCAGCUCCUCUCCAGAGCUGCGGCUCCUUCAGACUAGCCAGCAGCAAUUAGUAAAUAUCUGCUGAGUUUAUUGCAGGAGCUGCUGCUUAGAGCAACGCUGGUAAAAAAUGUUAAACGUUGAGGAGAGAAAGAGCAGGAAUUGUUAAACAGACAGAGGCCCAAUUUCAAGGUGCUAAAUUAUAAAAUCAAAUUUCUCUCAAGUCAUUUGGGAUCAAUGCAACAUUUUUAUACCAACUGAAGGGAACAACAACUGCAUUAGGCAACAAAUGGCACCAUGUGGCUGGAAAACACAGAAUACUGGCCCUUUAAAUGUCUUUUCUGUCUGGUUAGAUCAGUUUUCCUCCUCUGAAAUUUGGGGUACCCCAAGGUUCCCUUUUGGGACCCAAGCCCUUCUUAUGCUUCCUCUGGGGCCCAUCUAUAGAAAACACAAUCCGUCAUUUCACUGUCAGGUUCUGCUGCUUCCUGUUUCAUUGGGUUUUAAUUCUUUUAUUUCACUGCUUUUGCCUGUUCUUGUGUAACAGGGCUAUAAAAUAAAGAUUGAUUGAACGUA